Messenger RNA from Osmia bicornis bicornis, 2702 nucleotides. RefSeq names its product ankyrin-1-like. Bases 338 to 2020 code for a protein of 560 amino acids. Gene Ontology annotation, biological process: protein localization to ciliary inversin compartment. The transcript has 3 exons. The record is from RefSeq and is a predicted model, not a curated record. NCBI's taxonomy places the organism in Eukaryota, Metazoa, Arthropoda, Insecta, Hymenoptera, Megachilidae. Gene Ontology annotation, cellular component: ciliary inversin compartment. Gene Ontology annotation, molecular function: protein binding.
UUAAGAAGAAGGAGAGGGGAAGCAUAGAGAUCUGUAGCGACGCUUCGUAAGCACUCAUUUGGUUUUCAGUCACGUAUUUGUGAUUCAACAGUCUGUUUUAUGAGUCGUUUUUACGCUUAUAUAUUUAUACAACAUUUAUAAUUUGUACAUCUUGAUCGUAUGCUCGAUAGUAGAUCAAAGAAAGCAAUGAAAAGAACAGGAAUAUUGAAAUACAAAAAAAAAGUAGUAGCAAUGAUUUUAGUAAAGUAGAUCACGGUGUGAAGCUAUCCUGUUAAAAAGCGUCGAGCCAAUUACCCGAGAAUCAGGUUCAAUUAAAAGGCGAGCGACAAUCGUCACGAUGACUGCUGCAUACACGAACAAUUCUACCAGCCAGGAACAAAACGUAGAGACAGCCGGUAUAAUUAAUAAAACAUUGAACGGCAAGAAAGAGCAAGUGACGCCUGAGGAAAACAUUGAAAUUACUUCAGCAGAAAUGAUAAAGGUUGCAACAGGUGGCCAGGAUCAACAAGAAAUCCCUGUUAAUCAGGAAAGAUCUUCGCUUUGCGUAGAAGAAUUAAACGAACAGAAAGAUGAAGACAACGGGGAAUAUAAGAAAUCUAUUGAAAAUCGCGAAUAUCUCGACGAUACCGACGCAAACGAAGAUGUGAUUUCUAAUACGAAUGAAAUGAAAGAUGAAGUGUCGAAGGAUUGUGAGCCAAGUGCUUCGAAAUCGCUCUCUAAUUUGAAAGUCGAGGCUUUUCUCAUCGAGUGUGACUCUCAAGACGCGAUGUCGAGAACACGUGGAAACGAUUUCUACACGAAGGAUAGUUUCAAAUUACAAGAACUGCAGACCUCUGUGGAGAAUAUUAUUACAGAGACAAGCGAUAUUUCGAAUAAUCCUGAAAGUUGUAACGGAUCGUUCGAGGAUAUUGAUAUUUUUAACGAUCCUGAGGAAACAUACGAUCCGGAAAGUGAACUGAAUUUUCACGAAGCCGUACGUGCAGGGAACGCCAAGUGCAUCGCGGCGCUUCUUGCAAGUGACUCGGUACAAAACCUGGACGAACCGGAUUGGAAUGUUUCAGGUGAUCCACCUUUGCUAGUGGCUGCUACAAAUCAUUGUUUGCCCGUUCUUAGUUUACUACUUGCGAACGGAUGUGAUCCAGCUGUGCGUUCCCCUCGAGGUGAAACAGCGCUUCAUCGAGUGAUCUUAAAUGGAGGACCAGGAAACGUAUUACAAUUCGUGGGAGAACUUCUGAAACAUGGUUGUCCGUCAGGCGUUAAAGAAGCUGGAGGUGGCCUGACUGCGUUGCACGUAUUAACUAGACAAUUAGCUCAUGCUCAAGGAUCGAAGAGUUUACAUCAUAACUUCGAAGCAGCUCUGAAGACCCUUGAUUUAUUAGCACGCGCUGGCCCGGUAAACGCGAAGGAUCACCAAGGCCGUAGCGCCCUCCAUAUAUUAGCUUCCUCCACUAUCUUCGACAACAACCACAGAACAGAAAUUGAAGCGUUAAUUGAAACAUUGUUGGCUGCUGGCGCCGAUCCCUCAUUGAAGAACGACCGUGGAGAAACUCCUUUACACGAGUGCCUUGAGUGCGGUGCUUUAAACAUCGCGUUUUUACUUAUAUCGCAUACACCGGCCGGUAUAAUGUCACGUUAUGGUGAAACUCCGUUGCACAUUGCCUCUAGAAAAAAUUAUGUCGACAUGGUUGCGAAAUUGUUGGAACACGGAGAGGAUCCUAGUGUACAAGAUGCCGGUGGUAAUACACCGUUGCAUCUAGCUUCUGCGAGAGGUUUUCAUCAAACUGUUUCUCUGUUAGUUACGUCGCCACUUGCACAACUAGAGAAACUCAAUACCGAAGGGUUGACUGCCCUUCAAGUAGCCGCUGAAAGUGGUUUCGUUAAUGCAGUAAGAUUGUUGUUAAAAGCGGGCGCUGAUCCGAGCCAAACGGUUCAUUAUUCCACGACGAUUCUUCAUCGUCAUCCUGAUAUCUCGAUUUUAAUAGAUCAUGAAAUGAGUAGACGUCGUCAACUCGCAGCUUGAUUUCAUAACAAAUCCAAUCAAAUAUUCUACUGAAUUGAAUUUUGUUUUUUAACAGGAUUUGGGACUUAGUUAAAUUGAUCACAAAGUCGAUUAUUCUAAUAAUCAUAUUAUUAAUAUUCACUGUGUUAUAUAAAACAGACAUUGAUAAAUUUUCAAUCAUUGUUGAUAUUGACCUUUCUAUGGUGCUUACUUUUAUAGCAGUGAAUAGAAUAUCUACUUUAAAUUUGUUAUUAUUUCACACAAUUAGAUAUAUCUUAUCAAUAAUUUAAAUAGUACUACAAUAGAAAAAUGUGUAGCCUGUCUUUAAUAAGUUUCGUUAAUCUUUUUAUAGGACACAAAAUUCAUUAACUAUAUUUUUACAUAGGAAUUUGAUAAAAAAUAUUAAAAUUAGAUAAUCAUUUUGAAGUAUUCUAAAAAAAGUACAAUUUGUGUUUAUAUAUAUAAACUUAUCAUAAAUCAUUGUAAUUCAUAUGUAUAUAUACUUUCUUGUUAUCGAAUUAUAAGUAAUAGUAUUUUUUUAUUGCUCAAUACUGUGUCUAGUAUUCAAAUAUUUCAAACUAGAACAGGAAUAAUUAAAAUUAGAUUAAUGCCAUGAUCUUUGGCUGUGGAUGAAAGUGCCUUUUAAAGACUGUGUGAUAUCGAAAUAUACGAUUAAAAUAAAAAUGAUUAUUAUCAACUCAAA